Poeciliopsis prolifica (blackstripe livebearer) is the source of this 3451-nucleotide messenger RNA. RefSeq names its product vestigial-like family member 4a (gene vgll4a). Bases 159 to 890 code for a protein of 243 amino acids. The transcript has 6 exons. The record is from RefSeq and is a predicted model, not a curated record. Gene Ontology annotation, biological process: negative regulation of DNA-templated transcription. Lineage: Eukaryota; Metazoa; Chordata; Actinopteri; Cyprinodontiformes; Poeciliidae. Gene Ontology annotation, molecular function: transcription coactivator binding.
CUCCUGUGAUGGGAAAGUACGCGAAGCACAGUACAAACUAUGGUUUUGUUGUGGUAAGACCAACAUUAUCGAUUGAGAUAUACGUUCGCGUUGGAUGGAAUAGCCUGCUAAUGUCAACGUUAGCAACUAGCCUCUACAUGUAAAUACUGUGCACUAGAAUGGACCUGUUGAACUCUCAGUUCCUGGACAAGAUGAACAAUAACAUUGGGAGACUGCACUACGACGAUGAGUCCAGGAUCCCCUCCCUGUCUACUGCUGUGUCAACCAUAACUGGUCCUUCCUCACACUGCCCAAACAAACGAAAGUAUGGGGACGAACAAAUGGAAAACAGACUCAACUGUGAUGAUGACCACAUGGCCAAAAUGAGCAGAAUGUUUGCUACUCACCUCGCUCGUCCGUCUGCUGGAGACAACCGCAAUGAGCACUGGAGCCUGAGCCACAGUCCUGCGGAGCGGCCUAACCCAUAUGCAACCAUUUCUGGCUAUGCUAUAGACCAGCCGCUGGCUCUGACCAAAGGCCAAAGUGGCACUGAAGUGUCGCGGCCUGUCAUGAGUGGGACCGCAGAACGGCAGCAGAAUCGACCCUCAGUUAUCACAUGUGCUCCAGCAAAUAACCGGAAUUGUAACCUCUCACACUGCCACAUGAAUGGCUGCACUCCUCCCCCGCCUGACAAUCAGAGAAAGACCAAUGCUGAGACCGAAUGCGACACCAACAUUGAGGAACACUUCCGCCGCAGUCUUGGGAAAAACUACAAGGAAGCUGAGGCUGUGUCCAAUUCAGUUUCUAUCACGGGUUCUGUGGAUGAUCACUUUGCGAAGGCGCUGGGAGACGCCUGGCUUCAAAUACAGGCCAGAGGUAGCAGCCACCAGUCUCCAGAGGACGACCCAUAAGAGGGGGGGAAGGAUUGAAAGGGAUCAUUUUAUUGUUCUCUCUUCUUGCCAAGAAUCAACUUCUCUUAGCCAGGAACAGUACAGUGUAAGACGUGUGGCGCUCACAUAUGUGGGUGCUCUUUGGACCUCAAAGUCAAUCUUGUAGAACACGCGGCUCAGUUUUGUCUCUUAAAAUUGGUAAGUUUCACCCACAAAGAAGAAACAAAAUUUUGAGUCGUUUGAUUGUUGUGGGAAAAUUAUUAAUCACACUGAAAGUUUCUGAACAUAGAUUCCCAAAGUUGUCAGUUGCCGGCAUAACAACAGGUUUUUCACCUGCCUGUCAUCUGAUUUGAUAGCCAAAGACCUUUCCAGCCUUUUUCCACCAGCCUGUAAGCCAGGAGUGUCAACAUCCAGUCCUCGAGGGCCGGUGUCCUGCAACUUUUAGAUGUGCCUCUGCUGCAUCACACCUGAAUAGAAUAGUUGGGUGAUUAGCAAGGCUCUGGAGAACUGAUCUACACAAGGAGGAGGUAAUUAAGCCAUUUCAUUCCUGUGUUUUGUAUCUGUGGCACCUCGAAAAACUGCAGGACAGUGGUCCUCGAGGACUGGAGUUUGACACCCCUGCUGUAAGCCAUAUUAUCUGUUCUUUCAUUGCCACUCUAAGAUCACACUGCUUUUCAAUCAAUAUUACUUGAAAAUGACAGCUAUGUCUCUUGCACUAUUAUGUUCUUGACCUCUGGUGUCACAGGUUACCUGUUGGAAGUAAUGUGCAAAAAUGCGUUUUGAGAUUUAUAUGAGAAAAAUUACUGCCUUGGCCUUGUUGCUUUCAGAAAACACUAGAUCAAACUGUUAUUUUUAUGAUGGUGAACUGGACUUACUCACUGUUUAAUAACUUUAGUUUGCUUACACAUUCACUAAAUCUGAUUACAUAUUUCCACUAACAUCAAUCAUAGUAGAACUUUAACUAGAAAGCAUGAUUCUGAUAGCUGGUUUCUAUUACAAACUUUAUCCUUAUACUAUGUAUUUAGCCAGAUUUUAUUUUUAUCUGUGAUAUUUUAGAAAUAGUCACUGCUGGUACAGUUGUACUCUGUAUGUUUUUGUAUCUGGUUUUCAUGACUCUAUUUAGGUGCAUAGCUUGGCAUCCAUCAACAAAUCGCAGCCUCUGGCAAGGCUGUCUGCAGUUUUACCAGCUGCAUUAUUGUUACUCUGCGGAGCUGGAUGUUGUAGCUUAACACAUGACUGAAUUAUGGCUAAAUCUCCUCUGUAUUAUAGUUGAUAAGCAGUGACUUUAUUUAUUCUCAACAUGUUGAUUUUUGUUGUGAAACUUUUGCUUUGGAGAGGAUUCCUAAACUACUUCAUUAACAAAGAAGUUGAUUUUCGGUUUGUUAUUAAUAUAAGACAGAAGUUGCAUUGAACAUUCCACCAAUGCUGCUGAUCUUUAGGAGUCACAUCAGUUGCUUAGCUGGUACUGUUACAACAUUGUGUGUUUGUUUUUUGUUUUCCCCUAAAUCUAAAUAGCUGUCUACUGUUUCCAAAUGUUUUAUUUCAUGAUGGCUUAAUAGAGUGCCACGUUUCUGAUAGUUGUUUCAUUUCUAGAUUCGAAAACUUGUUGACUUUGAAAGGUCUUCCAACUUUUUAAUUCUUUGUUUUAUCAAAAUCAGAAAUUUUAAUGUCUUGCAGUGGAAUUCAACUUCCACGUUGACAACCGUCCACGUUGUGUUGAACUGCAAACAAAAAUGUUUAAAUGGGAUUUUACCUGACAGGUGAACACAAUGUUUCACAUAAUUAUGAUGUAGAGGAAGGAUGAUGCAAAAUCUUCAACAGUUUUUACCAAUAUGUCCUGUGCCUUCCUGAUAAUUUAUAAAAAGUCUGGUCUGGGUUAUUGUAACAAUUGUACUUUGAUCUAAAUGUUUCCAUUACAUCAAUGUUUGUGGCACUAAUGUGACAAAUUUGGGGGGGAUUAUGAUACUUUUUUUUAUGACACUACAUGCGAUAGUGACAUUUUUUAUAACAUUUGGUAUUCUAAGGUUCUUUUAUAACACCCUUGGUUUUAUUAAUAUACAUUUUUUUAAAUAAACAAUGUAAUCUUUUCUACUUUAUUUUACACACCCAGGACCAUCGUUGCGCGGUGCGGAAUGAUCAGUGUUUGGUUUCCUUUCAGCGUCAUCUACUUACGCUGAAGUAGAUGAUGCUUCUACAAUGUAGAAUGACGCAAUGCAGCUUGUCUUCUUAAAUUUUCCGUACGUGCAGAAACAGUUUUCUGACAUUGACGCUUCCUUUGUGUAGACUUCUGUAACGGGUUGGAGUUUAAGCUUUCUGUAUGUAUUUGUAGAAGUGAGUGAUUUAUGGGAUCUGCUUGUUUGAGACAAGUAAAAGUUUCACUAAUGUAUUUGCCGGUUUUAGGCCUAUAUUUAAUUUUUUUUUUUUUUUAGAGUACCUGCGUCUUUAAGACUGUAUAAAGUUCUGGUUUUAGGAGUCAUCCUGGUAGAAAAAUAUAAAGGGUUUUUCCAUCUUUAUUUCUCUGGAAGAAAACACUUUUUGUACUUAAAUAUUUUCAAAAUAAACUUAUAAUGGCUACAUUUGCA